AUGGAUCUCCCGGGCAUCUCCGACGGGUUCCGGCGCCUGCGGCGCCACACGGAGGCCGCGGGCGACAUGUCGGCGGCGGCCCAGGACGUGCGCGCCCGCCAGUACGAGCGCGUCUGCGAGAACUUUCGGAUCCUGCGGCGCAAGUACGACUCGCUCAAGGAGGUGCACCAGGCGCUCCUCUGGGGCGACGCCGUGCUCGCGCACGAGGGGCUCGCCGCGGGGCUGCCCGCGGUGGACCCGACGCUCGUCGAGGAGGCCCACCGCGUCGGCGACGUCACGACGGCCGCGACGCUCGGCUCGGGCGCGUGCAGCAGCGUGCUCGAGGGCGCCUGGCCCGACGGGCGCCCCUGCGCCGUCAAGCGCAUCUCGAAGCGGGACGCGAAGACGCUCCAGGAGGUGCGCAACGUCGCGUCGGAGCUCGAGGCGCUGCGGGCCCUCACGGGCGCGCCGCACGCGCUCGAGCUCCAGGCGGCGUUCGCGUCGCGCGACCACCUCUACUUCGUCGUGGAGCGCUUCGGCGAGGAGCUCUACGCCCUCCUGAAGCGCGACGCGUGCGCGCUCGCGCCGGCGCAGCAGGCGGGCGUCGUCCACGGCGUCGCCGCGGGGCUCGCGCACAUGCACUCGCUCGACCUCGUGCACCGCGACGUCAAGCCCGAGAACGUGCUCCUCGCCGACGUCGUGCCCGGCGGCGGCUUCCGCGACGUCCGCGUCAAGCUCUGCGACCUGGGCCUGUCGACGCGCGUGCGCGCGGCGCCGUCGCCCGCGUGCGCGACCGCGACGCUCGCCCUUGGCGGCCGCGCGGCGCCGCCGCGCGGCCGCGCGGCGCGCGCGCCGCUCUUCCAGUGCUGCGGGUCCAUGGGCUUCUUCGCGCCGGACAUGCUCGACCCGGCGGGCUACGACGGCUGCGCCGCGGACGCCUGGAGCCUCGGCUGCCUCGCGCUCGAGCUCGCGGCGGGCGCGCGGCUCUUCGCGCGCGUCUGGUUCCGCGAGUACAAGGCCUUCUUCGCCCGGCGCGGCGACCGCGACGGCGAGCACGGCCGCUUCGUGGCCAAUUUAGCGCCCCUCGCGCGCGCGCUCCGGGGCUGCGGCGAGCUCGCGGCGGAGCCCGACGUCGCGCGGGACCUCGAGGACUGCCGCGUGCUCUGCCGCCAGUCGCCGGCCUUCGCCGGCGCGAGCGCGUGCCUCGACGCGGACCCGGCGGCGCGCCGGACGCCGGCGGAGGCGCGCGACGCCCUCGCGGCGACGCACGCGCGGCGGCCCUCGGACGCGUCGGCGGACAGCGCGGCGUCGCGCGGCCGCGUGCACCCGGAGGGCGCGCCCGCGGACGCGCGGCCGUCGCUCGCGAGCUCGCUCCGGGCCGUGCUCGGCGGCCGCGAGGCGUCGAGCCCCGUCGCGCCCGCGGCGCCCGAGGCGGCCGCGGCGGCCGCGGCGCCCGAGGGGCCCGCGGCGCCGCCCGCGGCGCCCGCGCCCGCGAGCGCCCGGCGGCUCCUCGUCGUCGACGACGAGCCGGCGAGCCUCCUGGCGACGCGCGACGCGCUCCGCGCGGCCUACGGCUGCCGCGUCGACGCGGCGUCGAGCGCGCUCGACGCGCUCGACGCGCUCGAAUCGGAGGCCUACGACGCCGUCCUCGUCGAGCUCGGGCUCGGGGGCGCCGGCGGCGCGGCCGUCGUCGCCGCCGCCGGCGACCGCGCCGACGGCGACCGGCCCUUCGUCGCCGCCCUCGCGCGCGGCGCCGGCGCGCUCCCGGACGCCGCCGACCUCGGCGCGGACGUCGUCGCGCGCGCGCCCCUCGACGCCGCGGUCCUCCGCGGCGCGCACUUCUGGUGA
This is a messenger RNA of Aureococcus anophagefferens, 1827 nucleotides long. RefSeq lists its product as hypothetical. The transcript has a single exon. Gene Ontology annotation, biological process: peptidyl-serine phosphorylation; protein autophosphorylation; phosphorelay signal transduction system. The coding region runs from base 1 to 1827 and encodes 608 amino acids. Gene Ontology annotation, cellular component: cytoplasm; nucleus. Gene Ontology annotation, molecular function: calcium-dependent protein serine/threonine kinase activity; ATP binding; calmodulin binding. Lineage: Eukaryota; Pelagophyceae; Pelagomonadales; Pelagomonadaceae. The record is from RefSeq and is a predicted model, not a curated record.